Molecule: messenger RNA, 867 nt
Organism: Epithele typhae
Lineage: Eukaryota; Fungi; Basidiomycota; Agaricomycetes; Polyporales; Epitheliaceae
Exons: 2
Coding region: 1-867 (288 amino acids)
Source: RefSeq, a predicted model, not a curated record
AUGCCGACCGCAGCAUACAAAUGGCUGCCCAAGCCCGCGGUCCUUGGGCCGCGUCGUCUUAACACCCGUCUCACCACCCUGCCCGCUCCGCACGACUCUGGAGAGUUCCACACCCACGGCGGCUCUCAGCCACUGACCUGGCGCGACUCUUGUCUCCCUUCCCUUCGCGCGCCAUCGAUGGCACGUGUGUCUGAAGGGCCGGGCCUUCCGUCUCCUGAGUCAGAAGUCACCGCGAGCACGUACACCGGCGCCAUCACCGGAACAACCUACUACCAAGCCACCCAGGUCUCGCUCGCUACCUCCACCCGCAAGUCCGGUCCCCUGCGCCGCGGCACGCCUCACCCGGGCGCGCUCAUCGCGAACGAGGUCGACGCGCCCGAGGGCUACUGGCUCGACAGCUUCGACGCCCCCGUCGUCGCCCUCGAGGACCUCACGGCCAUCACGACGGCCCCCCUGCGCCCGGCGCUCGCUCUGCCGGCUCCAACCACCCCCUUCGCCAGCGUGCGCGCGCGCCCCGCGAAGGCCCCGAAGGGACCCCGUCUCCAGCGCUCGCGCUCCUCGAGCGGCUCGAGCGCGACCUCCGUCUUCUGGACGCCGGACUCCUCUCCCCUGUGCUCGCCUGUCGCGACCACCCCGACUUCGUUGGCGGACGGCCGCGCAGUCGCCUGCCCCACCACCUGCCCGGCGCCCGGCGCCAUCCACCUCCCUCGUGCCGCGCCGUCGCGCCGCUCGCCUUGCGCGACAUCGAACGUGCGCCGCAGCACCCCGGGCUACGAGGUCGUCGCGGGGCCCAUUGCGGUCCGGGUCCCGAUCGAGUUCGCGGCACCGCACCCGCGCCGCCUCCCGCCCGCAUGGCUCUUUGAUUAG